Messenger RNA from Oryza sativa Japonica Group (Japanese rice), 1863 nucleotides. RefSeq names its product calcium uptake protein, mitochondrial. Gene Ontology annotation, biological process: mitochondrial calcium ion homeostasis; calcium import into the mitochondrion. Gene Ontology annotation, molecular function: calcium ion binding. The record is from RefSeq and is a predicted model, not a curated record. Gene Ontology annotation, cellular component: uniplex complex. NCBI's taxonomy places the organism in Eukaryota, Viridiplantae, Streptophyta, Magnoliopsida, Poales, Poaceae.
CGACCCGCAUUUUAUUUUCUCCUCGUCUCCUCUCCUCUCCUCCUAUCCUCCGCCGCACGCGCACGCACACGCACACCUACGCAUCGCCGCCUCCUCCUCUUCCUCCCACUCCGCGGAAGCGCGUAACCACCACCUCGUUCGUUCUUAUCUCCAAAGCCGAAGACCCACCGAGCCGAUCCCGACGCUUCCCCCAUGGCUCCUCCGCUCCUCCCCCGCGGCGCGGCCCUCCUCCUCCUCCUCCGCUCCGCCGCCCGACGGCCGGCGGCGGCGUCCUCCCGCGGCUUCCUGUCGAGCGCUGCGGCGGGAGGCCGCGAGGGGGCGCUGGCCGCCGCCGCGGUGGCGGUGGUGGGGUCCGGCCUGGGUCUGUGGCUGGUGCCCCCCUCGCUCGCGGACUCCGGCGAGGCGGUGGCCGACGCCCCGGCGGUACAGAUCUCGGUAGGCUCCGGCUCCGGCGCGGUAGGCGCCGUGGAGGAGCGAGGCCGGAAGAGGAGGUUCCUCCUCGGAGACUCGUUCCGCAGAAGGGUGUUCUUCAAUUACGAGAAACGGAUACGGCUGCUCAGCCCUCCUGAAAAGAUCUUUGAAUAUUUCGCGUCUGUGCGGAACCCGGAAGGGGAAGUAUUCAUGUUGCCUGCUGACUUGAUGAGAGCAGUAGUUCCUGUUUUCCCUCCAUCGGAGUCGAACAUAGUUCGGGAGGGAAGAUUAAGGGGGGAACGCAAUCCUGGAGAGUUGCACUGUGCUCCAUCGGAGUUCUUCAUGCUGUUUGACACAAACGGUGAUAGGCUCAUCUCCUUUGCCGAGUACAUCUUUUUUGUGACAUUGCUCAGCAUCCCUGAGUCAAGUUUCAGUGCGGCCUUCAAAAUGUUUGACGUUGACCACAGCGGGGAGAUAGACAAAGAAGAGUUCAAGAAAGUAAUGGCACUGAUGCGAUCCUAUAACAGACAAGGAGCCAACCAUAGAGAUGGCUUACGUACUGGACUAAAAGUUGGUCAGCCUGUGGAAAAUGGUGGAGUGGUUGAAUACUUCUUUGGUAAUGAUGGGAACGAACCUCUACACUAUGACAAGUUUACAAAUUUUUUGAAAGGAUUGCAUGACGAGAUCAUUCGUCUGGAAUUCAGUCACUAUGACGUCAAGUCAUCUAAUACUAUCCCAGCAAAGGAUUUCGCAUUAUCCAUGGUUGCUUCUGCUGACAUGAAUCACAUCAACAAGCUACUUGAUAGAGUUGAUAAUUUAGGCAAUGAUCCUGAUCUCAAAGGAGUGCGCAUCACCUUCGAGGAGUUUAAAUCCUUUGCUGAUUUGCGACGAAGAUUGGAGCCACUGGCGAUGGCUAUCUUUACUUAUGGGAAAGUAAAUGGGCUGUUGACAAAGCAGGAUCUCAAGCGUGCAGCGCACCAUGUUUGUGGUGUUGACUUAACUGACAGAGUAGUUGACAUCAUUUUCCAUGUGUUUGAUACAAAUCAUGAUGGGAACUUGAGCUCGGAGGAAUUUGUGAGAGCAUUACAAAGACGAGAAACUGAUGUUCGUCAGCCAGCGACACCAGGCUCUAUGGGGCUGUUGUCUUACUGGCUAAACUUCAACAAGUGUUCUUCGCUUACACAGAUGCUGCUCAAGUAGAUUGUUUUGAUCCUUGCUAGAUUCUUCUUGGUUGGAUUUCCGUCACGGAGAUGCCGAAGCGAUUUUGCUGUAAAUAUCGUGUGGGUUGUCAAAGGGUGCCCUGUCACAUAGCAGCUGUAAAUAUUUUAUAGCGCCUUUCUUGCAGGGGUAGAUUAAUCAUUCUUGUAAAUUAAGGCCUAUGCAAAAUGUAACUGAUACUCUGAUAAGACUUUUGAAAGGUUAAAACCAACUUUAUCGCCGUGGUUCGUAUUA